AUUUUUUAGAGUGAUGUGAUCACCGCUAGAAGAUGAUCGACGUUACAGCGGCUGUCCGAUGGGCUCCGCAAUCUGUACAUCCGAGGCAAUUAUUCUUCUAUGCUUGUGCCACCGCAUCUGAUAUCAUUGCAGCAGUGCACCAAAUCGUGCAUUUAUUAAACCAUCUUCAAUUGACUACUGCUUUCGGACAAAGUCUCCAAGGUCCCUUUGUUGAGUCCUGCCAGGCUAAAAUGAGGUGAUCGGCCAACAAAUCAAGGGCCCUUAUCAACGCCUCUUUGUCUCUCCGCAGUUCGUUGCAUGGGCCAUGUCGAUCGACUGCUUCUCCAACUUCUGUCGAGGCUAACUCCGCCCAUAUUUAAAUAGCAGCCUAACCCCUCCUGAAACCCUGAAAUCCUGACUCACUCCCACACACUCUCUCUGUCCUACUGCUGGACUGGUCACGAUUGAUGAUGGUGUCUUCCCUUGCGCCGAUUCUGGUCACUGCAGCUGGUCUUGCGGGGACUGUUGCUGGACAGUAUUUCCCUC
Molecule: messenger RNA, 525 nt
Organism: Aspergillus wentii DTO 134E9
Lineage: Eukaryota; Fungi; Ascomycota; Eurotiomycetes; Eurotiales; Aspergillaceae
Exons: 1
Source: RefSeq, a predicted model, not a curated record